Molecule: messenger RNA, 2924 nt
Organism: Salmo salar (Atlantic salmon)
Lineage: Eukaryota; Metazoa; Chordata; Actinopteri; Salmoniformes; Salmonidae
Product: inositol hexakisphosphate kinase 2
Biological process (GO): phosphatidylinositol phosphate biosynthetic process; inositol phosphate biosynthetic process
Cellular component (GO): nucleus; cytoplasm
Molecular function (GO): inositol hexakisphosphate kinase activity
Source: RefSeq, a predicted model, not a curated record
GUUCUCAGUGCUUAGUUCCCACCCAACAACAGCUGCUGAGCUCUGAUAGGCUGAAGCGGGUAUGAGGCGGGGCCGACCUGUUUUUAUAUUUUUCUUGCUCUGAGCUCAGUACAGACCUCAGUUCAGUAUCGGCGACAGACAGAGUCAGGAACAACCUACACUCGCUCUCACACACAACCUUCAGCCUGUCGAAAAUAACAAUUUACUAGCACUACGUACACAGGGAGAUUACCUUAACCCAAACCUGGACUAUACUACUCUGCUUUUGGACCAGGAUAGCACGGGGAACGAAACCUUUUUUCUCUUCUCCUUCCUGCUGCACCCUUUCUUUUUCCUGCUGUGGUCUCUGCUGUCCUAGCAGGUGUCCACUAACGCCCCCCAGCGAAAAAGAGCGGUACAGCCAGAAGAUAGGUAGCCCGAGCAGCCUCAUCGUGGGCCCCUCCAGUUUAGCUGUCCGAUGCGGAGUGAGGAUGAGUCCUGCUCUAGAAGCCCUUAUGCAGGCAGAUGGGAAGCUCCCCUAUCCCGGGAAAGGGGUGAUGCUUGAGCCCUUUGUGCACCAGGUGGGGGGCCACUCUUGUGUGCUGCGUUUCGGCGACCAGACCAUCUGCAAGCCCCUCAUCCCCCGAGAACACCAGUUCUACAAGAGCCUGCCCCCCGAAAUGAGGAAGUUCACCCCCCAGUACAGAGGUGUGGUGUCAGUCAGCUUUGAGGAAGAUGAAGAGGGCAACCUGUGUCUCAUCGCUUACCCCCUCCACAAUGAACCAGAGAACAUGGAAAACAAGGACCCCUCAGCUGACUGCGAGCCUAAGAGUAAGAUGAUCAAGUGGGGCAACAAGAAAUCAUCGUCCCUACUGCUGGAUAAUGACAACUACAGCAAAGACCGGGCCAGACAGAGCACUAAAGAGAACAAGAGCAAAAUUUAUAACGGUGCGGAGGUGCAGCAGCAGGCUGAGGUACUCCGCUACAGCCUAGAUCGGAAGCAGAUCAAACACAACCCCUGGAGUCUGAAAUGCCACCAGCAGCACCUCCAGAGGAUGAAGGAGAACUCCAAACACCGCAACCAAUACAAAUUCAUCCUGUUGGAGAACCUGACGUGGCGUCACGCGGUGCCGUGCGUGCUGGACCUGAAGAUGGGCACGCGGCAGCAUGGUGACGACGCAUCAGAGGAGAAGAAGGCCAACCAGAUCCGCAAAUGUCAACAGAGCACUUCCGCCUCCAUCGGUGUCCGGCUUUGUGGCAUGCAGGUGUACCAGUCAGACUCAGGCCAGCUGAUGUUCAUGAACAAGUACCACGGGAGGAAGUUGAGCCUGCCGGGCUUCAAAGAAGCCCUUUUCCAGUUCUUCCACGAUGGACAGCGUCUCCGGCACGAGCUGCUCUCCCCGGUGCUGCGGAAGCUCCGGGAGAUGCAGGAAACCCUGGAGUCCUGCGAGUCCUACCGCUUCUACUCCUCCUCCCUCCUCAUCAUCUAUGAUGGGGAGCCCCCCCGCCCUCGCGCCCCCACUCGACGCCACCGCGGAGGAGAAGAGGGUGAUGAGGACGAGCCCUCAGAUGAGGAAGAGGAAGAGGGGGCGUUUGGGUUCACCCGUGGCUCGGCAGCUGGCAGCAGUGCUGGCGGUAGCAGUAACGGUAGCAGUAACGGUAGCAGUAACGGUAGCAGUAACGGUAGCAGUAACGGUAGCGUUGGUCGCUCGUCCCGUGGUGCAGCAGGGGAGGCCAGCAGCCCAGCAGUGGAUGUGAGGAUGAUAGACUUUGCUCAUACGACGUGUCGCCAUUACGGGGAAGACAGUGUUGUGCAUGAGGGUCAGGACAGCGGCUACAUCUUCGGCCUGCAAAACCUCAUCACCAUCAUCUCCCAGCUGGAGGAGCACAGCGCCGACUAAAGACUGAGCCUCCACUCUGGGAAACUCAAACCUAACCUGGGAAUAACAGCACUGAGCUGUAACCCUGCUUUACCCUCCUCCGCCAAUGGCCUGGACCUAGUGGCCACCACACGGCCGGGGGUCUGACCCCAACUACUGUAGGGGACAACCAGGGAGCUUCUGACCCGGGGGAGAGGCCACGCUGGAGUCGGUUCUGCACUCCCCACCCUCCCCCUGAACCAACACGGGACAGGACCACUUGUGCACUCGUUUGCACCUUGUCUCUGUGACUGUUCUUUCUCUCUUUCUUCUUUUCUUUCUUUUCUAUAUGGUGGGAGAGAUUGUGGCUGAGGCUCUGGUCUAUUAACAGGCUCAGGGACUCCUGUAUCGUCCUGUCCUCUUUUCCUCUCGUUUCCACCUCUCUGCUCCUCUGUUAUAGACUGUUUUCUUUACUGUAUGGUCUCUCUGAGAGAGAGCCGUAAAGCUUAAGUGUAGUUCUAGGAGUCAGACUUGGUGCUUAUUAAACUGUAAGGUGACAUGAGGUGUUUGUGGAUGGAGUUUGGACUGAUGUUCCCCCAACAGCACAGCACACACGAGUGGGGGUUGCUUCUGUAUAGACUGAACGGGGCUGGCAGCUUUGUAACGAGUGUUCUCCUCGCUCUCCAAUGGCUGACAUUUCACAUUUCCACCAUACCCCCCCCGUACUGUUUAGACCCUAAAUCAUAGACAUUUAAAGUAGGGGGUAAUAAGGGGAUAACAUCAUUACUUUGUAACUUUCUUUGUUUGUUGUUUCUGAAAUGGUGACUGAAGAAGAGAAUAUAUUGAUUAGGACAAUAAAUACUAUAUAGAGAAAGUGUAUAUAGAAUCUUUAUUUAUUGAAAUAAACAAAACAAAAAAAUGAGAAACAAAAUGGAAAAUAAUUACUACAUUCCAUAUUACUGUUCUAAAUGUUCUGUUCUGAUGACAUUAGUGAAUAUAGUUUUUUGCAAGAUACCUCUCUUGUAUACCUGUGUCAACAGUAUGUUGUAUGUUGAAAGUAAAAUAAAGACAUUUCUUUGUGGAAAA